Messenger RNA from Rubroshorea leprosula, 647 nucleotides. Lineage: Eukaryota; Viridiplantae; Streptophyta; Magnoliopsida; Malvales; Dipterocarpaceae. The record is from the annotation of a GenBank genome assembly.
AGACUUGAAAAUCAAGCAGAAUCCUCGCUUUUUAUCAGAAACCAAACAAUCAGCAAACAAAAAAGAAACCAGUAAUAGAAAAGGUGAGCAUGCACAGCCUAAUGGAAUCGUAUAGAAACAGAGAGAGAGAGAGAGGCGGCGGUACCAUGGUUGACGGAAAGGAGAGAGCAAGUGGGGCUGCGGUUGGCUGCGCGAAACCCUUUGUCGUUGAUGGAUUAGAUUGGAGAAAACGAAUUUUGCAGCUGGGUUCAAUGGGUUUUUGAGUUUUACCAAAAUCAAUUACAAAUUUUGGAGAUCUGCGGGGAGGGAAGCUCAGAAAUUAGGGAUGGAAAAUGGGGAAUCUGUGGAGGGGAGUAUGAUUUUAGCAGAAAUGAAGCUCGAAAUUAGAGAGGGAAGCUCAGAAAUCACUUGGGUCUAGUCUACCGGGAAGGGAAGCUCAAAAAUUAGGGAUGGAAAAUGGGGAAUCUGUGGAGGGGAGUAUGAUUUUAGCAGAAAUGAAGCUCGAAAUUAGAGAGGGAAGCUCAGAAAUUACUUGGGUUAGUCUACCGGGAAGGGAAGCUCAGAAAUUAAGGAGGGAAGCUCGGAAAUUAGGGAGGGAAAUUGGGUACUCUGGCGGUGGGAAGCAAAAAUAAAGAGGGAAAUUGGGG